AUGGGGUGGUCCGCUGAGUCGAAGGUGCCCGCCAAGAAGGGAAAGAAGAAAGAAGUGCUGGAGGCCAAGGAGGGCCUCCGCCGCAAGGUUCGUCCGGGCAAUCGGUCCGGAGACGCUGCGGCCUCAUCCGUGCAGGAUGGGGGCGAGGAUGAGGACGAGGACAAGGAGGAGAGUGCCUCCUCGCACUCCAAGAAGAGGGCGGCCUCCGAGGACAUCAAGGAGGUCCAACCUUCUAUGGGCCCAAAGAGACGAUGCCGGCCCAAGUUGGUUCAGUCCGACAAUUCAGACUCUCACACGGAGUCCGAUCUGUUCGAGAAGGUUCCAGAGAAGGAACCUAGGGUCAAGCCCCCGGCCAGCAGUCCCCCACAUGAACGCCACACCGAGCAAACUUCGGAGGGGACGUCUCCGCCCGCCGAACUGGCAGACAGUGGGUCUAUGGCGCACUCCGUGCCUCCUCUGAUCCCCGAAGAGGUCGAGGAGGUGCGGUCCCAAAGGACUCCUCCUCCCCCGAACACAAAGGGGGAGGCGGACGCCGUAAUGGCCGAGGCAUCUUCCAUGGCUGCAACUGCUAAUGCCGCAGCACUAGAGGAGAUGGAUCGGAAGCUCAAGCUUUCCGAUAAAGAGCUUGACCUUGUCAACAAACGGCUUGACGAGGCACAAGCCGCCGCCGCCGAGGUCGAUGGCUUGAAGGAGGCCCUAAAGAAAGCCGAGGCCGAGGCGGCCAAGAAGAAGAUCACCGCUGAGAAAGCGGUGGUCGAGCUUGAGAAGGCCAAGCUUGCUGCUGAGCAGCACGAGGCUCGGGUGACUGAAGUCCAAGUGGAGCUUCAGGAUGCCGCCAAGAAACUAGAGGCCCUUGAGAAGGGUAGGAGGAGCAAUCCUCCCGGCUAUCCAAGGCGGAGAAAGAGCUCCAGGAGGCGAGGACUGACGCGCGAGGUGUCCGAGUGGAUCUCCGCCAAGCCACGCAAAUUGCAAAUGGCGUCGUUGCUGGCUGCAACCUCCCACGCUGCCGAAGUCUUCGGACUGAAGCAGAUUCUGGAGCGGGCCGAGGAAGAGUUCAGCCGUGUAAAAAAGCAGCUAGAGGACAAGCAAGUAUCAUGA
Aegilops tauschii subsp. strangulata is the source of this 1098-nucleotide messenger RNA. The record is from RefSeq and is a predicted model, not a curated record. NCBI's taxonomy places the organism in Eukaryota, Viridiplantae, Streptophyta, Magnoliopsida, Poales, Poaceae.